AAUUUGCCGCCAGGCAUAACCUCAAAAUCAAAAGUAGAUUUUAAAAUCUGAAUUUACAAAUUAUUUCUUGAAAUUUAGCAGAUAGAAGUAAAGAUCAACACAGUUUAAGGACCCAGUCAACAAAUAAGUAUUAAAUGGAAAAUUUUGGAAUGAUGUUAUGACAUGCAUUUCGAUCUUUCGACCUCCAGUCAAAUGUGAAUGCGAAUGCUUUCUAAAAAAUCAUUGAAUUAAUGUAAACAGUGACUGAAAUAGCCAAAAAUCGUCUAAAAUUUUAAUUCUCUACAUUAGAGGUUAGGUCACCUUUUGAAUGGAGGAAUACACUCGCGAACCUUGCCCAUGGAGGAUAGUCGACGACUGCGGAGGCGCCUUUACCAUGGGCCUCAUCGGGGGUGGCGUCUUCCAAAGUAUUAAAGGCUUUCGCAAUGCCCCUUCAGGUUUCAACAGACGACUCGUUGGCAGUUUGGCUGCAAUUAAGCAACGGUCUCCCAUAAUCGCCGGUAAUUUCGCCGUUUGGGGCGGCAUGUUCUCAACCAUUGAUUGCGCCUUAAUCCACAUUAGGAAAAAGGAGGAUCCGUGGAAUUCUAUCAUAAGUGGGGCUGCGACUGGAGGUAUCCUUGCAGCGAGAAAUGGCAUACCAGCUAUGGCCGGGAGUGCUUUAAUUGGCGGAGUUUUGUUAGCUUUAAUUGAAGGAGUAGGGAUUUUGUUCACCAGGUUAUCAGCCGAGCAGUUUCAGCCACAGAUGCCCCCAAUGGAAGAUCCAUCUCAGUUGAGAGGGCAGCAAAAUGGGGGCUUCUCGUUCCAGUAGUGUGCAUGUGUGUAUAGAUAAAUUUUUGUUGAUUAAGGCGUAAAUAUAAGGUUUAUUUUGAUCUUUAUUUUAUUUAUGUAAUAGGUCAAAUAAAGACUCCUAUUGAAAACAGAA
Molecule: messenger RNA, 919 nt
Organism: Tribolium madens (black flour beetle)
Lineage: Eukaryota; Metazoa; Arthropoda; Insecta; Coleoptera; Tenebrionidae
Product: mitochondrial import inner membrane translocase subunit Tim17-B-like
Exons: 3
Coding region: 308-805 (165 amino acids)
Biological process (GO): protein import into mitochondrial matrix
Cellular component (GO): TIM23 mitochondrial import inner membrane translocase complex; mitochondrial inner membrane
Molecular function (GO): transmembrane protein transporter activity
Source: RefSeq, a predicted model, not a curated record